Molecule: messenger RNA, 861 nt
Organism: Penicillium odoratum
Lineage: Eukaryota; Fungi; Ascomycota; Eurotiomycetes; Eurotiales; Aspergillaceae
Product: putative short chain dehydrogenase
Exons: 3
Coding region: 1-861 (286 amino acids)
Cellular component (GO): intracellular anatomical structure
Molecular function (GO): oxidoreductase activity, acting on NAD(P)H, oxygen as acceptor
Source: RefSeq, a predicted model, not a curated record
AUGUCGGUCUCCAUUGAAACCACUCAAAUUCCUACUGCCCCUAUGACUUCUCAACCUGUUAUUCUGGGCCAACAGGCCCGGAUGCCAGAGUUCAGCCUGGCUGGCAAGGUUGUGCUGGUCUCCGGCGCCGGCCGUGGCCUGGGUCUGACCCAGUCAGAGGCUUUGCUGGAGGCUGGAGCCAAAGUCUACGCUCUUGACCGUUUGGACGAGCCGGCCCCGGAAUUCUUAGUGAUCCAGCAGCGUGCCAAGGAGCUCGGAACCGAGUUGCACUACCGCCGUAUCGAUGUGCGUGACACAGAACUGUUGAACAGCGUCAUCGAGGCCAUUGCCAACACAGAAGGCCGCAUGGAUGGCCUGGUCGCCGCCGCCGGUAUCCAGCAAGAGACUCCCGCUCUGGAGUACUCUGCCAAGGACAGCAACACCAUGUUCGAAGUCAACGUGACUGGUGUAUUCAUGACUGCCCAGGCUGUUGCCAAGCAGAUGAUUCGCUUUGGUAACGGCGGUAGCAUUGCCAUGAUCGCCUCUAUGAGUGGUACCAUUGCCAAUCGGGGUCUUAUUUGUCCCGCCUACAACGCCAGCAAGGCUGCUGUUAUUCAGCUUGGCCGGAACUUGGCUGCCGAGUGGGGCCCGUACAACAUUCGUGUUAACACAAUCUCUCCGGGCUACAUAGUCACUGCGAUGGUGGAGAAGUUGUUCAUUGAUUUCCCUGAGCGCCGCGAUCAGUGGCCAAAAGAGAAUAUGCUCGGUCGUCUGUCUCGUCCUGAGGAGUACCGUGGUGCUGCUGUUUUCCUGCUUAGCGACGCUAGCACCUUCAUGACUGGCAGCGACCUGCGCAUGGACGGUGGCCAUGCCGCGUGGUAA